Molecule: messenger RNA, 2908 nt
Organism: Myzus persicae (green peach aphid)
Lineage: Eukaryota; Metazoa; Arthropoda; Insecta; Hemiptera; Aphididae
Product: limbic system-associated membrane protein-like
Exons: 11
Coding region: 1-1284 (427 amino acids)
Biological process (GO): synapse organization; homophilic cell-cell adhesion
Cellular component (GO): plasma membrane; neuronal cell body; axon
Molecular function (GO): axon guidance receptor activity; protein binding
Source: RefSeq, a predicted model, not a curated record
AUGAUCGAGAACAGCGCUCUAGGCAAGGAUGAGAACUUUGUGCUGGCUUGGAAAAAAGGAAUAGCAAUUUUGACAGCUGGUACAACUAAGGUGACCCCGGAAGAACGUAUCCGGAUCGUCGAAGGAUACAAUUUGGAGAUCCGCAACGUGCAAAUCAACGACGCUGGCAAUUACAUAUGCCAGAUUGGAACACUUGAACCAGUAGAGUUAAAACACACGCUGCAAAUACUCAUUCCACCGAGGAUCAUUGGUAUAACAUCAAAUGGAAAAGUGAGUGCAAAAAAAGGGUCAGAUGUGACUCUUCAAUGCAAUUCGACAGGAAAUCCACCACCAACAAUCACAUGGUCUCGUAAAAACAAUAUGCUUCCGAAUGGUGAAAAAACAUUUGUUGGAAACUCGUAUACAAUUGACUCUGUCCGAAGACAAGCCGAUGGAGUUUACAUCUGUACCGCAUCAAAUAAUAUCGGAACGACCGUGAAUGAAGAAAUCGAUCUAAAUAUUCUAUAUCCUCCGGAAGUUAAAGAAGAACAAUCUAUUGUAUUCACUGUGGAAGGACAAGAAACUGAAAUCGUCUGCAUAGUACACGCGGAGCCUAAAGCCGAUGUUUUGUGGUAUAGAGACACAUUGCAGCUGGACAUGACCGAAUGGCGGAUUACUGACGUCAGAGGCAACCGAUACACUUUACGCUUGAGAAAAGUGCAAAAGACCGAUUUUGGCAAUUAUUCUUGUGUGGCCGAUAAUGGACUUGGCAAAAGCAAACGAUCCAUCGAAGUGACUGGAAGACCAGACGUCGCGGUCAUCACCAGCUCGAAACAAAGCCGUUCAAAAAAUUCAUACGAAAUGUUAUGGACAGUGAAAAGCUACAGCCCGAUUAUAGAAUACAAAUUACUUUACCGUCCGGACAAGACAAACAAGAGCAACCAAGAAAUCCAGUAUAAACGUCCCAUGAGAAGAUGGAACGAUGAUUGGACAGAACUGUUGCUUAACCCUGCAUCCACCGACCAAUUGGAAAAGAGCCGGACUGAAACCAUCCGAGACUUGGACCCUGGCACCAAAUACGAGGCAACCGUUCAAUCCAGAAACCGCUAUGGUUGGAGCGAAGUUUCCCAAUCUUUCUUCUUCACCACCAGCACAAAGAACGAAGCACACCCAGGAAAUUCAGUUCUUUCCGACCCAGAAUUGAGAGAUAUGAGCAUCACUGCUAUUAACAACAAGGCGGCUCCUAAGACCAUCCAAACACCAUUGCUUUGCAUCAUGGCUAUGGUCACCUACUAUCUUGCUUAAAUUCCAAAAAUAAAGCACCACACGUCCCUACCUAUACCCUCCAUAUGUUUUCACGGAUAACCUUCUUCACCGCAACCCAUCAUCGAAACAUGGACCACACCGAAAAUCCUUCACUAUACCAUACCGUCUACUUCAAGAUACCACGCACUACAUUAUAAAGACUCCACGUAGUUAUAGUAACAAUAUACGACACUGACAUACUAUACUACUAGCCGAUUGAUAUUGUUCUCAAUUCGUAUGCACGUGAUCUAUUAAAGGUUAAAUUAAUAAUUAUAAUAAUUCUACCACCGCCAUUGUAGUCCGCACGUCGCAUCUAUUACACUCUAAUAAUACGACAGCAGUAGUUCAAAGUACCAUUCUGUUUCAAACGUCCUGUCUCCAGUAGAACAUUUAUGCUUACCCGCCCAAAAUAACCAAUCGAACGUUGUUCAUCUAUUAUGAGUCGGUUAUGCAACUUGACUUUCUGCCGGUUGAUUAAUAUCUUGGCAAGGCUCCUGCGCCCUCCAAGUGCUUGUAACUUCAUUUAAAUAUUUGAUGGAUUUUAAAAUUGAAACAAUACUAAUUCUUAUUCUCAUUCACUCAGCAGUACCAAACGCCUUGUAUUUACCCCCUCCUAAUCCUCCUCCUCCUCCACCACCUCCUCCUCCUCCCCCCCAGGUUCAUGUACGGUUUUAUUUUUACUUGUCCAGAAAGAUACUAUUUCUUACCUAAAUCACUUUAGUUUCGUCACUUAAGUUGUUCUUUUCAUUAUCUUUUUUCUGAAUGUGACCAAAACCCUGAGCCAAUAAAACUCAAAUCACGCUAAAGACUGUCUUCUUUGAAUCCUUCACUCGGUGUUGUCCUAAAAUGUAUCUUUACGAUAACGAUCAAUACAACUAUAUGAUCAUCAUUCAUCGUACACCGAUGAACAUCGACACAGUUUUUUACAAACUCUCUAUAAUGAGUUUAGUAGAUGUACGAUAAACUGCAGAGACCAGCAUAAUACCGGGACGAUAAAAUAUCUAUGAAAAAAACAAUUCAAAAUAAAAUAGCGACAUCAUAUACAUUAAUAUAUGCAAGGAUCACUAGGCGCCUAUUUAUAAGCUGUACAAGAAUCGCGAGUUUCAAAAUGGUUAUUACUACAGUCAUUAAAAUAAAAUGGCCAAUGUUAAUUAAUUAUAACGAUAUAAUGUACAUUACGCCAUCAGUGACAAAUAUUAAAUAUGCUUUUGAAUGACAUUCCUGAAGAAUUUUGAGUGAUCAAAUUUUAGCAGCUAUAUCUAUGAAACAAUAUAAUUUUAAUCGGCCAGUGAUAAGUAAAAAUCAAAAUUAGCAUACAUACAAAUUAAUUAAAACUAAAAACCAAUCACUGUGCAUUACCCUAAUGCCACACAUAUAAAUAAUAUUAAGCACCAAUAUUAUACUAAUAAUUUACCUUCUAUCAGAAAAUAAUUCCAAAAAUAUUAAACGAUUAAUUCUUAGCCAAUUGUUUAGCCGUGUUAGACGUUGUGUUAUUCGAUUAAGUAAUAUUGUUUCAUCAUGAAUAUUAUGGAAAAACUUCAAGAGUAUUUAAAUUAUGUUCUCAGUUGUACAAUUGUGUCUUUCGAUGGUUUUACCUAUAACCAAAAUUAAUUUUUAAUAAACU